AGGCGGAAGUGGUCUUGUUUUUUAUUAUAAGAUGGAGACGGAGGUGGAGUGGUCUCGCUUUUAUUCUGAGAUGGAGACUGAGAUAGAGGCGGAGGUGGAGUGGUUUUAUUUUUAUUAUGAGAUGGAAGCGGAAGUGGAGUGGUCUCGUUUUUAUUCUGAGAUGUGGAGCAUGGAGCUCGAUCAUCUUUAG
This is a messenger RNA of Racocetra persica, 190 nucleotides long. The record is from the annotation of a GenBank genome assembly. NCBI's taxonomy places the organism in Eukaryota, Fungi, Glomeromycota, Glomeromycetes, Diversisporales, Gigasporaceae.